UACCCCAUCUCUCUCUCUGCACAGAAGUCAUGAGGAGGUCUGCAUCUCCCUCUCUAUGAUCUGAUUUUUCUUUUUUCUUUUCCUAUUUGGAUGUGAGACGCAUCAAUGAAGACAUUUCAUCUGGAGUCUACCUUGUAGGGACGGGUUUCCCGAUGUGAACUCAGCCGAGAAGACGCCGCUAAACCCCAACAUGUCUCGUCGCAAGCAAGGCAAACCCCAGCACUUGAGCAAACGGGAGUUUUCGCCUGAGCCGCUCUCAGGUGUUUUACCAGAAGACGACUCUCAGGACUCCCCCAGGCUGGCAGUGGUUCAGGGUGAGCCCCUAAAAGGGGACCAGGACCUGCUGACCUGCGGCCAGUGCCACUCCCGCUUCCCCCUGGCUGACAUCCUGCUGUUCAUUGAACACAAACGGAAGCAGUGCCACGGGAGCUUCUGUAUGGACAAACCUCUGGACAGGCCUCCGUCCUCCCCCCUCGCCUCUCCCCUCUCCACGUCCUCCUCGCACUCACGGACCCACCAUCAGCACCCGCGGAGGUCGUGUCGCCCAGUGGAAGUGGCCGUUCAGGUGUCGCCGCGGGAUGAGGAUUGUUUAUCUGCACCCUUGCAAGGAAUAAUCCCAAAGCAGGAGAAUAUCACAGAUAAAGAUGAGCCCAGCAGCUACACCUGCACCACCUGUAAGCAGCCCUUCACCAGUGCCUGGUUCCUGCUCCAGCAUGCCCAGAACACCCACGGCUUCCGCAUCUAUCUGGAGAGCGAACCUGGCAGCCCCCUCACCCCCCGCGUGGCUGCAGCUCCCGGGAUGGGGGGUGACUGUGCCUCCUCCCAGCCUCCCCUCCAUGCUGUCCACUUGGCCGAUGGCAGUCCUUACAGCCUCCUGAGGAUGCCGGGCUCCGGAUCUGGCCGGGAAUCCGCAUCCACGCCUCGCGAGGGCCGAUACCCUCGAACUCCGCCUCUGUUCAGCCCGCCACCACGCCACCACCUCAGCCCCGAUGACCUAGCCCUUGCUACCCACCAUCCCAGCGCCUUCGACAGGGUGAUGAGGCUCAACUCAGUGCCACUAGAAGCCCCUCCGAUGGACUUCUCCAGACGACUACGUGAGCUGGCUGGGAACGCCACUGGGGCUUCCCCGCCUCUCUCCCCGAACAGGCCCAGCCCUAUGCAACGGCUGCUGCAGCCAUUCCAGCCAGGUUCAAAGCCUCCCUUUUCAGCUACGCCUCCCCUCUCCACCUCUCAGUCACCUUCUGGAUCGCGCUCCACACCCAAUCCCGUAUCCAAUGCGACCCAACCGGGCACACCUCUCAAGUCAAAGUCUUGUGAGUUCUGCGGGAAGACCUUCAAGUUCCAGAGCAACCUAAUCGUUCACCGGCGAAGCCACACGGGGGAAAAGCCAUUCAAGUGUCACCUGUGUAACCAUGCCUGCACCCAGGCCAGCAAACUGAAGCGACACAUGAAGACGCACUGUCAGAGCAAGUCUUCGGUGCUCAAUGCCAAGUCAGAUGAUGGCCUCUCGACCGCAAGCUCCCCCGAACCUGGCACCAGUGACCUGAUAGGCAGCGCCACAGACGCUCUCAAGUCAGUGGUGGCCAAGUUCAAGAGUGAGAACAACGGCCUGAUGCCUGUAAAUGGAGAAGAAGAGGAGGGAGAGGAGGAAGAGGAGGAGGAAGAGGAAGAAGAGGAGGAAGAAGAGGAGGAAGAAGAAGAAGAGGGGGAGGAGGAAGAAGAGGAGGAGGAAAUUGAGACUAAGCCUGGAGUCGAAGAGGAGGAGGAGGAGGAGAGGAAUGACUAUCGUUUCAGCCUGCGGCUCGAAGGGGCCCGCCACCACCAGAACAGCGAGGCCCUGCACCCUCACCGCAGGAACUCGUCCCGGGAGCACGUUGACGAGGACUCGGCCCUGGAGUCAGACCGAGCAGAUGAUGGGACCACUACUACCAUCAAUGGCCUGGGACCUCGAUCCAACACUGACAGGCUGUCCAGGAAGCUGCUGAGUGGACGGAUCAGCCCCGGCUCCAUAAGUCCCCUGUCCAAGCGCAUCAAGGUGGAGAAGGACCUCGACCCCUCCACGCCCACCAUCCCAAACACGGAGAACGUCUACUCGCAGUGGCUAGCUGGCUACGCUGCCUCACGACAACUCAAGGACCCCUUCAUCAACUUUACAGGUGGGGACUCCAGACAAUCGCCCUUCGCCUCCUCAUCCGAGCACUCGUCGGAAAACGGCAGCUUGCGCUUCUCCACCCCGCCCGGCGAGCUGGACGGGGAACGCGCCGCCUCAGGACGCAGCGGCACCGGCAGCGGGGCCAGCACCCACGGCGGCAGUGGGAAUGGCAGGCCGAACUCCAAGGACGGCCGCCGCAGUGACACCUGCGAGUAUUGCGGCAAGGUGUUCAAGAACUGCAGCAACUUGACAGUGCACCGACGCAGUCACACUGGAGAGCGACCCUACAAGUGCGAGCUGUGCAGCUACGCGUGCGCCCAGAGCUCUAAGCUCACCCGCCACAUGAAGACCCACGGACAGAUGGGUAAGGACGUGUACAAAUGUGAAAUCUGCCACAUGCCUUUCAGUGUAUACAGCACUCUGGAGAAACACAUGAAGAAGUGGCACAGCGAACGCCCUCUGGAUAGUGACAUUAAGACUGAGUAGGCAAAGAGCAGCAUGCUGGCAGCUCUCUCUCACUCGGCUCCUCUGGCUAAAAAGCGACCCUGGCUAACUAGCCAAUAAGUGAGGGGAAAGGACAACAGGGUUAGACACCAGUUCACGGUACAGCCCCUGUUAUCACCCCCGACUGGAAAAAGCUGAAUGCAUGAUCCAUCAUUGGGGCAAUAUUAUUGCAUCAAACGCAAAACUUUUUGAGCCUUUCUAUUGUGCAAUAAUUUACACGUUUUGUAUUUUUUGUAACUGGACAGCAUGCUCGGUGUGUUUUGGCUACUUAGAGAGAAAAUUGUCCUUGGCUGGUGGGUUUGGUUGUACAUGUGUUGCUGUUGAUACUUUUGAUUUCUUCAACGUAAAAAAAGAAAAAAAGUUAGUUAUGAGAACCCAUGCUGCAUACAGUACAUACUGUUUUACAUAUCAUGUACAGUUUUGUGUUCAAACAUAGUGGACAGUGUCAUGUUAUCAAAACGUCAAGACAAGCAGGGUCACACUUAAAACGGAUCUUUGUGAAAGAUUUUCCAUGCGAGAUUGAAAUAAGAUAUAUAUAAAUAUAUACAUAUAGAAAUUGGGCUGCCUAUGAAAUGCUAGGCACUGGCGCCAUGAAAUAUUUCUUUGAAAAACAGCAAUGAAAUUAACAAUAUGGUGUGAAAUGACAACAAAGAGUGCCUUGGAUAUUUUACCUGCAUUAGUUAAUCCUCCUUUUUUGCUAUAAGCUCGGAGUUUCAGCUAUAUAAGAUUACAGGACAUUUUUGUGCACAUAUGGAAUAAGCAGGUCCUUGCAUCAAGCACCUGCACAACCCUGUUGUUUUGUGACUUAGCAGAGCAUAAGGAACCAGCUGAAACAAAAAAAAAAAAAAAAAAAAGAUUAUGUGUACCUCUGGUAAAUCAUUUAACUGCCUGACUCAUGUAUAUUGUUAUUCUCCAGAUUAUGAUUCUGUUUACUGGCAUGUUACAUGCUAAAAAGGAGUAUGUGUGUAGAAUUUUGGUUUAGGUGUUUAUGUUUUCCGGUACACGUGUACCAAACUGAGAGGGUAGUCUGACGAGUUGUUUUAACCAACGUAAUGCUCUUAAUUUUCCAGAGUGUUUAUUUUCUUUGAAAAUUAAAAGUCUGCAGGUUUUCUUUUUGUAAGUAGCGCAGAAUUAUGUUUCUUCAGUGUCAGCCAUGGCAGCAGUGUAGCCAGCAGCCACUUGGAGACCACAGAGUGGGUUUUUAGUUGUC
Molecule: messenger RNA, 3866 nt
Organism: Anoplopoma fimbria (sablefish)
Lineage: Eukaryota; Metazoa; Chordata; Actinopteri; Perciformes; Anoplopomatidae
Gene: bcl11ab
Product: BCL11 transcription factor A b
Biological process (GO): regulation of transcription by RNA polymerase II; negative regulation of dendrite development
Cellular component (GO): nucleus
Molecular function (GO): DNA-binding transcription factor activity; RNA polymerase II cis-regulatory region sequence-specific DNA binding
Source: RefSeq, a predicted model, not a curated record